Messenger RNA from Rattus norvegicus (Norway rat), 4791 nucleotides. NCBI's taxonomy places the organism in Eukaryota, Metazoa, Chordata, Mammalia, Rodentia, Muridae. The record is from RefSeq and is a predicted model, not a curated record.
GAGGGAUGGACCCCGGAAAGGAGAGAGAAGCAAAUGCCUGGAGACUAAUAGGAAAGGUGCAAGGAGGUGUGUGUGUGUGUGUGUGUGUGUGUGUGUGUGUGUGUGUACCUGAAAACUAAUUUGCCCUCCCCCAUUAAAAAUGUCAAGGCUGUUUUAUCAAAAUGCAUGAAUUUCCUGACUUGAGAAUGCUCUCCAGGCAUGGGCCCCACUCUGGAACACUUGUGCUCCUAAGUGAUGGAGUACCCCAAAGUGAGUCUUCCCCAUCUCUCUGGAUGGGACUUUUUGCCAAGUGAACACAGCCUUCUUCAUUAGCUGGCUUACCCCAGACUCCAAGGCCUUCCUUUCUAGAGAUGUGAGGCCUUAAAGAGUCCAAAGGACUUAGUGUUCAGGACUCUUCCUAUGGUCCUGGAGUAGCUAGAGGAAAAGAAAGACAGCAUCUUGGCCGAGACGACGGAAUUAGGGCCAGAACUUCACAAAGCUGCAAAACUAAAAUCAAGGGCAUUUUCGGGUGUACCACGGAGGGCUUUAAAAUGUCAAGAUAAAUUCGGUCCUUGCCUACUAGCCACGGUAAAACAUUUAUUGGGCACUUUCUAGACUUGUUCAUGAGUUAAUGGUCCUAAGAAGUGGAAUUGGUAUUUUAAGCCAAGUUGAUGCUUCCGAAGUUAAGUGACUUAACCUGGCACUUUUAUGCAGGCCAAGUCUACAGAUUCACAUGAACUUUUUCUGGUGACACAUCCUUUCCCCCUUAGCUGGGAUGUUUAAAGGGUAGGCAGAGCGAGGGCAAGUGUUUGCACCUACCCUGAACCUACACUCUGCCUAGCUGGAAGAAAGGUCCAGUCUGGUACAGAGGAACCCUUCUUGAUUGUUGUCCCAAAAGUAAAAACCUGUUGUUCGCAUAGGUGAAAGGAUGGCUCCCAGAGCUCACGUAAGGGAGCUGCUGGGAGCGGGGCAGGGGUGUCUGUCCAGGACCCCGCAAAGGUAGCCGGAUGGGGGCUAUGCCGCGUGCCCCGCUGAGGAAAUGUGGGGUGUCACAUGCGCCAGUAGAAGCAGCGGGCCCGGGAGUUGUGGUAUAAAUUUAUGCCCAUAAUCUGACCUCUAUGAGCUGGAGGCUGGAGGACAGACGAGAGGUCAGCAGUGAGCCUGUUGGGAAUGCGAGCUGCGCCUGGGAUGUAGCUGGGAUGAAGGAAAAUGUGCGGGCAAUAACCAGGGGCAAGGGCCGGAUGCUUAGGGAAGCGCGGGUCAAGAGCCGCGCGGGAAGAGAGGCGGUGAGUUGGGAGCGGGGCAGGGGAGUGGCGGAGAGGCUGCCCUGCAGUCAGCGCCAGGGUCCUGGGCAUCCGAGCCUAACUUGCCUGGUGCGGUUCUCUUCCCGGCUGCCCGCCCGCGCAGGUGCCGCCGCCGGACGGGACUCUAAGAUGAAGUUAUGGGAUGUCGUGGCUGUCUGCCUGGUGUUGCUCCACACCGCGUCUGCCUUCCCGCUGCCCGCCGGUAAGAGGCUUCUCGAAGCGCCCGCCGAAGACCACUCCCUCGGCCACCGCCGCGUGCCCUUCGCGCUGACCAGUGACUCCAAUAUGCCCGAAGAUUAUCCUGACCAGUUUGAUGACGUCAUGGAUUUUAUUCAAGCCACCAUCAAAAGACUGAAAAGGUCACCAGAUAAACAAGCGGCGGCACUUCCUCGAAGAGAGAGGAACCGGCAAGCUGCAGCUGCCAGCCCAGAGAAUUCCAGAGGGAAAGGUCGCAGAGGCCAGAGGGGCAAAAAUCGGGGGUGCGUCUUAACUGCAAUACACUUAAAUGUCACUGACUUGGGUUUGGGCUACGAAACCAAGGAGGAACUGAUCUUUCGAUAUUGUAGCGGUUCCUGUGAAGCGGCCGAGACAAUGUACGACAAAAUACUAAAAAAUCUGUCUCGAAGUAGAAGGCUAACAAGUGACAAGGUAGGCCAGGCAUGUUGCAGGCCGGUCGCCUUCGACGACGACCUGUCGUUUUUAGACGACAGCCUGGUUUACCAUAUCCUAAGAAAGCAUUCCGCUAAACGGUGUGGAUGUAUCUGACCCUGGCUCCAGAGACUGCUGUGUAUUGCAUUCCUGCUACAGUGCGAAGAAAGGGACCAAGGUUCCCAGGAAAUGUUUGCCCAGAAAGGAAGAUAAGGACCAAGAAGGCAGAGGCAGAGGCGGAAGAAGAAGAAGAAAAGAAGGACGAAGGCAGCCAUCGUGGGAGCCUGGUAGAAGGAGGCCCAGCUACAGGAAACUGGAUAGGAGUGAGAACAGCCGUCUGAGCACUCCAGGAUGGCAGCUGAUGUCACCAGAAGCUCAGGGCUGGUGUCCUUGCUUAGCUGUUGCCAGCGUUUAUCUGAUACAGUCCAUGGUCACCGAUGGUGGUCCGAGUCGCAGAUGCACGCAAAGAACCAAGCCGGUGUAUCUCCUGUGGUUCAUUUUCACGUGUCGGAAGACACCAGGGAAACGUGACGAUUCUGGUGUCACCUCUUGUCACUACAUUUUACUGCUGAAAAUAAGAAAGAUGUAUUUUCCUGUCACUCCAUGGAUUCACACCCUGGAAAGGAAAGGGGGUGGGGGUGGGGGACAAAAGUAGAGACGUGAAAAAAUGACAACCUUUGAAUUUGAAAACCGGGGCCUGAGGUUUACUACAUUACCAGCAUUUUGGGGGACAUUUGGUGGUUGAUUUUGGACGCAGAGUGUGAGAUAUGGAGAAGUUGGCUAGGAACCCAGAAAGCUGUCCUCGUACUUAGAAACAAACCUGGAGGCAUUUCCUUCACGCCCUCAGAAACAGGAAGCGAGUUGUGGUUUUCGGCAGGAUUCUUGUAGGAGAGCUAGAGGGGAAGCCCCCCAGCUGCCCCAGCCAGGGAGACCCCGGGGCCUGUUGGUUUACAGAGACGGACGUUACAUACACAGCUCCGUUUAUGCGUGGUCACCAGUGACCAGAGAAGCUACUCGAUGCAAUGCAUCUGUUUCAAAUACAGAGAUAUAGAGAAGAUAUUUAUUGAGAUUUAAGUUAUUGUUAUUUAUUACCAUUCACUAAUGAAUUUCUCUCUUUUCUUCCCUUAUUUAUUAAAGUCUCUUUUCAAAGGUGCCAAAGUAUAUGUGCUCACAAAAUACAAAGGUGACAGAAGGAAAUAUUAACAUUGAGAACAAGGGUCCAUUCUCUUCAGAGUACUAAGAGGGUUUUUGCUAGGCAAAAAUCACUUACUUUACCUUUAUAAGACAGUCCUUCGCCAACUGCCACAGGUUGCAGCAUUUUCCCACCCCCCUUUCUGUGGACAGGAUCUCCUAUAGCCUAGGCUGACCUUGAACUCACUGCUUGAUCAAGGAUGACCUUGGCCUUAUGAUCCUCUGACUUCCUGUGGUCUUGGCAUGGCAGACAUCACACCAUAACCACACGAUAGAGAUCGAAUCCGGGGCUUCGUCUAUGCCAGGCAACUGUAGGUACCAAGAAAGUUACACACCAGCCCCUACUUUUUAUCUGUGAAAGGAAAGGGUCAGGAGGGUCAUCUCAGCCCCACCACCUCACUGGGAAUACCAGUGGGACUGCCUUGUGUUUGCAUCUCCUCUUAUAUCCACCUGAGCAGCGAGGCUCCGAGCUCCACUGUCCGUUGAGUGAAGUUCUUCUUCCCCUCCAUCACAUGCAAUAUCAUAACCACACAUUCAGAAGGCUGAACUCCCCUCAGAAGUCCUGAAGUUAUUGUCACCUAAAAGUGAAAUGAAGGCCCCUGCCAGGUAGGCAAGGUUUAACCCCUCCUGGCGGUAUCUCUUCCUCCAUUCUUGACCGCCUGCCUUCUUCCUGAGGUCGCACAGGCAGGAGAACAAGGGGAACCGCGCAGGGAGAGGUCAUCUGCCUUGUCCUUUUCCAGGGCUUGGGUGUCACCUGGGCUUGACAUUUGCUACCCCUUCCAACCCUGUGGGCUCUAGGGAGAAAGACGUACAGGAAGAGACAUCUGACUGGCCAUAGGACAUAUAAGAGGCCCUCCCUCCUUGUUUGGAGGGAAGAAGCAGACAGAGGCAAUGGCACCUCUCCCUGUACCCCACAGUGUACCUGUCUGGCAGCUGACAAACAGGUCAUGCCUUUGAGUCCUAUGUUAGAGCUUGUUACACAUUUCAUAAAUGGAAUUUUUAUGUAGAAGUUAAUGUAUCACUACCUUUGUGGCUGCUAUCCCCCCCAAAGUAGGACAGAGAGCUCUAAAAUAAUAAAUGACCAAUCGAUUGGCCUCUCUCAAAUCAUCAUGUCAAAUUUUCAAAGUAACCAAGAGGUAAAAGUCGCUAGGCAUCCCCUUCCCCCUCCCAUGGCUCUAAAGACCCAAGUUAUGAGUGGGUCCUCACCCUCUGCAGGACUGGGAAGUGGAGGUAUGUAUUUACUGCUCUCUUACCCUCUCCUGCUCAAAACGGUGACAACCUCAACUGCCCAGCACAAUUCAGAUGUAGUCCCAGACCCUCCGUUGAAUUCAGAGAAUCCUGACAGAUGUGGUUGCUGAUGUCCCCAGGUCCAGACACAGCCUCCAGCUCCUGGGGGAGUCCCUGGCGAGCUUAGCAUCAUCCGCACAUCUGCAGCAGGUUUUAACAGGAGCAAGCCGCUCCGCCCAGUCCACAGAAGGGGAAGGUUUGCGAUUGUUUCCCUUCACUGUUGUGAUGAGCGUCUGCCACAGUAAGGAGCACACUUCUUUGGAAGUUCUGACCUCUCUGAUGUCUCGGUCGUUUGUGUUAUACAACCAAAGUUCUCUACAGACUUUAUUUUUGUACAAUAUCAUUUUGUAACUUUUUACAAAUAAAAGCUCAUUUCUAUUGC